Aureobasidium melanogenum CBS 110374 is the source of this 1152-nucleotide messenger RNA. RefSeq lists its product as uncharacterized. Gene Ontology annotation, molecular function: DNA-binding transcription activator activity, RNA polymerase II-specific; zinc ion binding. The transcript has 3 exons. The annotation marks the transcript as partial. Gene Ontology annotation, biological process: regulation of transcription by RNA polymerase II. Lineage: Eukaryota; Fungi; Ascomycota; Dothideomycetes; Dothideales; Saccotheciaceae. The record is from RefSeq and is a predicted model, not a curated record.
CGGCCUCCACGCCUCAACCACAAAAAGUCCCGCGCUGGUUGUCAGCGAUGUAAGGCCCGUCGAGUCAAGUGUGAUGAGGUGAAGCCUGCUUGUGGAGGAUGUAAUCGUCAUAAUGUGCCAUGCGUCUAUCUCAAAACUGAAGCCUCCAAGACGGCGAGUGCUGAGAAUUCGCUGUCACCUCACGCAACCAUAUCUCCAGAUCAGCCUCAGCCAAAAGUCGCUAUCAGCCAGUCACGUCAGCGACGCUUGCUCGAGUUGCGCCUAUGGCACAACUACGUGACUGUUCUAGCCACUCCAUUCCACGCCGCCGCUCCAAAAACCGUUCUGAUUGAGAUCUGGAACAAUCACUUACCUCACAUUGCUAUGCGUCAUGACAAUUUGCUCUACACCAUUUACGCCUUCUCGGCCACAAAUCUAUUGCGCGACUCACCCGACGACAUGGAACUGCUUACUGCACAAAGGGUCUAUCUCAGUCUAGCUCUUCGUGAGCAGCGCAAAGCUGUCAUUCAGUUUUACACUCAAGCUGAGGAAGCCGACUCUCUCUGCUUCACCUCCAUCAUGAUGACCAUGAAUGCUUUCGGUGCCCUGCAGGAGCGUAAUCGAAACCCCUACAAGCCACCUACAGAUAUGUUGCGCUUAGGCAUAGGCGCAUGUGCCGUCUACGAAGAAGCUCUGAAAGGUGCUCGCAGGUUUCCUUCAUCCAAAAUCGUCACUUUCGUCGAGAAUCAGCCCUUCUACGUCAGCAUACCCAGAAUGUUCGAUGAGGAGCAUCGAGGGCCUUUCCUAGGUAUUCUGGGCCCCAAAAACGCACAAGGUGUCUACGAAGAUUCCGAACUCUGGAAUUUAGAGGCCAGAGAAGCUUACGAGUGUACUCUGAGUUACAUUGGCACCAUGUACACAGCCGUCUUGGAUGGCGAAUCGCUGCACCAGAUGUGCACCCGAAUCGCCGCUUUUGCGCUGUAUGUGCCCAAGAAGUUUGUGGACAUGGUCGAAGAAUUACGCCCAAGGGCUUUGGUCAUCUUGGCACAUUUCUUCUCAAUUGCUACCAAGGGAAGUGCUCAUUGGUGGGUCGGUCAAACACCCAUGCGAGAAGUCCAGGGAUUGAGAAGGAUUGUGCCCCAGGAAUGGCAACGACAUAUGCGAUGGCCACUU